ACACACAUACAGGAAACUGUACCAUUGUGAGCUUUUCAUCUUAAAACAGAACAACUCAUUAAGAAAUCUGCAUGAAAAUGCUGCAAAACCUGACAUUAACUCUCCUCAUCAAUUUAAUCUUCAUGUUCUCCUCUGGAAAAUCUGUAUCUUCAUGCAUCUACACAGCUGUGGGUGAUACAGUUAUUAUUCCAUUUGAAGGUGCAAAAUUACUAGCAGACGAUGAACUGAGAUGGACACAUAAUAAAAAGAGAGUUUAUUUUAAAAAAGACUCACAAGUUAAGCUCAGCGAGAUCAACGUUACCCAACAUGGAUACCUGAUACUGGAGAACGUACAGAAAGACAAAUCUGGGGAGUACAAGGGCAUCGUCUAUAAUGCAGAUGGAACCUUAAUAAAGGAUACUGUACAACAGCUCUGUGUACUGGAGCCAGUGCCUGAACCUACGGUUUUGGUCGAGUGCUUAGAUAAAGGAGUGAAUCUGACUUGUAGUGCAGUGAACAACAGCGAAAUUGUGUCCUGGAUGAAAAAUGGCAUGAAGGCUAAUGUGACACAUGCUGUUUUACAUGUCAGCUCAUCUGAGCUCAAAUCUGGAGAUAACUUCUCAUGCACAGUCAGCCACUUGGGAAGACACAAGUCAGCAAAAGAAGUUAAGCCAGUGUGCUCUGACACAGGUCUACAUACAAUUGCCAAUGAAGACAAAGGAAAAGAAGUGAACAACAACAGUGGAAAUAAGAAUACAAUUGGCUUAGAUUUAUGGUGGAUGCUGGUGAUCCUGACAGGGGGAGGAGGUUUCCUCCUCAUACUCUUCAUCAUCUGCCUAGUCUGUCUCUUCCGCUGCUGCAGACGAAACAAGAGGAAAGCAAAAGAGGAAGAAGAGUACCGGCUUACAUUUCUAAUGCCAGAUCACACAAAUCAGCCUGAUGAGCAGUACAUGCAACAAACCACAUUGCAGAGGCCUUCCAAAAGCCAGCGUCCUCUUCCACCCUUACCCAGCCCCCGAGGUCCUCCUUGUGUUGGAGCCCCAUGAGAGAACAACACUCUUAAAAAUAAAGGUGCUUCACGAUGGCAUAGAAGAACCUUUUUGUCUAAAUGGUUCCAUAAAGAACCUUUAACAUCUGAUUAUAAAAAGGUAAGAAAGAGAUGGUUCUUUAAAGAACCUUUGACUGAAUGGUUCUUUGUGGAACCAAAAAUGUUCUUCUAUGGGAUCGCUUGAAGAACCUUUUGAAGUUCCUUUAUUUUUAAGAGGGAACAUAGACUUCAACAGACAUUGAGACUAAAACCAGGAAACAAAGGGACUACCAAUAAAAACUAGCUGUUGACCUAAUUUGGGUACAUUUACAUUCAAAAAAUGUUGAUUAAUAUACAUUGUCCCUUUUUGGAACUAAAUAAAUAAAUAAACAAUGCUAAAUGUAAUAUUGUAUAUAGAAUUGAUAAUAUAUCUUAAGCUCACCAAUGCUGCACACCAAAAUUUUGUAUUGUUAUUAAAUUAUUAAUAAUUGAUCACCAGCACUAAUUGAUGAUAACUGAGCAGCAAAUCAUCAUAUAAGAUUGAUUUCUGAAGGAUCAUGUGAUACUGAAG
Cyprinus carpio (common carp) is the source of this 1577-nucleotide messenger RNA. RefSeq lists its product as uncharacterized. The record is from RefSeq and is a predicted model, not a curated record. NCBI's taxonomy places the organism in Eukaryota, Metazoa, Chordata, Actinopteri, Cypriniformes, Cyprinidae.